Messenger RNA from Pomacea canaliculata, 3520 nucleotides. RefSeq lists its product as uncharacterized. The transcript has 4 exons. Bases 1008 to 1979 code for a protein of 323 amino acids. NCBI's taxonomy places the organism in Eukaryota, Metazoa, Mollusca, Gastropoda, Architaenioglossa, Ampullariidae. The record is from RefSeq and is a predicted model, not a curated record.
AUUUUUUUUCCUUUUUGUAUUUUUUGCGGUGAAGUGGCCCGCGACACGGCUGUCCGAAAUGGAUAUGGCCCGCAGGCCGAAAAAGGUUGGGCAUCACUGCUUUAUGAUAACAAACCUCUUAGUGUCGUACAGAAACAAAACAACAACACGAUGUAAACAAUCAAAGUUACUCUGACAGCCGCCGCCCCUUCUGAACAGGCCUCUCUGAAUAAACCUGAAAAUGAAAGUAAUUAACACUCUUCCUAGACUAUCAACUAGGGCAAGAGAAUACGACUUUGUUAUUGCAAAUAAUUAUUUAUAAAAUAUCUAAAGAUUUAUGUCGCUUUUCGCAUAGAAUUGUACAUAAAUCUCGAAAAAGGAAAAGUUGAAAGGACAUUAUUACUGAAAGUUAUGUCUGGUAAUAUCCUCUGUACAUACAGUCACUGGACCUGUCACAUAGCUUUAGUUAAAAUUGUUAAUUUGUUGUCAGAUAAGGUCUAGAAAAAGCGUUGUCAAGUGUUGUCUUAGUACAACUUUAUAAUUAUAAUUGUAUUAUUCUAAAAUUUGUACUCUCCUAAUUAAAACAAAGCAAUUAAGACAGAUCAAUUUCACCAACAAAAUGUCUGGCAUGUACUUUUGGUUGGUUGGUUGUUUAGAUGGGAAAGUGCUUCCACCCGAGGGCGAUUUCGCACUGUGUGGGAGAGGGAAAGGAGGUAGGGUAGAUAUGGAAAACUGUAGAGAUUUUCAUAAACAAGGAAAUAUUCUUGUAGAUAAGUGUUCUGAUUGGAUGCUUCAACUGCGUUCUACUGCCAUGUGACAAAACUUGAACUCUGGCAAAAUCUAGAACAUGGUUAAUGUCUGCCGUUCCUUUGAAGCAGUUCACUCGGUUUUAAUAUUGAAGUGAAAACCCGAAAAACACUUCCUUGUCACAAACAUGAUUUAUCUCCUUGUUUUUCUGACCCUUUGGAGUCGACUUGCUGCACACUACACUUGACACCACUGCUUUCAUCUGUGGAAAUAGAAGGACCAUGACAACAAUGGCCAAGACGUCUGAAUAUUUUUUGAUGUUUGUGACUUUGGGGUCCUUACUUCACAACACUUCGCUGAUGACAGAUGCCAUCAGUGACAUUCCAAGAGAUUUAUCCAGGUAUCAAGUUAUAAAAGCUGAAGAUAAGGAUAAACCUAGAGUCACAUUUCACAUCAAAGCGGACGUCUGCAAUAACACAACGCAGUUCUGUCGAAUCAAACUCACAACAUAUGAGGCAGGACUGGCCGUGGAUCAAUGCAAAUUUUGUGUCCAAAACCAAUCGUGUAUCAGCAGCAAUACAUCAAAGUCAUGUUCCUGUGUACAGUCUGAGAAGGGAGACAUCAUCUACUACAACGACACAGUCAACUUCGCUGCAUCAAACAUUCAAAUCUUCUUUUGGUUUGCAACAACUGUGAGCUCGCUUGAAACAGAGAAACCAGUGGAAACAGUCUUCAUGAUUCGUGAGUCAGGGGCGAAACAAGCUGAUGGAGAUGCUCAAUGCUCUUGUUUCGGUCUGCUGCUCAUCAUCGUUCCCUGUGCGUGUGUUAUCAUUGACGUUUCCAUUGGUGUUAUCUGCAUCGUCAGACGCAGAAGAAAAACUCAAGAAGCCCGUGUCCCAGUCGGUGAUCCCUUCCCAAAAGAGUCACUGGAUAUGACAAGCAAGCACCUCGACCAUAAACCUCACUUGGCUCAAUUGCCGAGAAUGAGGGGAAGCCAUCUCCAUCAUGAACCCCACCCAAGACGGUCGUUGAAUGUGUCAGGCAAGGGACUUGAUCAAGAUUCCCACCGAAAGAGUGCGCCAAGCAAGCUUCUCUACCAUGAACCCCACAAGAAAGAAUCUUCAAAUUCGACAGGCAAGAGUCUUGACCUGGACCCACGCGCGGAAAGGUCGCCAAACAAGCAGGUCACGGAUCACAGCGAUAUCAGAGAUUCGACAACAGACGAUUCCUACGAUCAUCUACAAAGAGCUUAACAUGCGAAGACAUCAUCAUCAUCGGCUUCAUCAACAGUCUGACAUCAACAGACGUCUUGGUAGACAGAGAGUCGCAGGCAGAUGACUACACAGGGGACAAUGAAUGUAUCCAGACUGUGUAGACCAACCCACUGGGUAAACUGAGUUAAACCAAUGACUGAAUUAAUAAGACUUUAACAUUUCUUUGUAAUGACACGUGUCCAGGAGCCUUCUGAAUUCAUCCACUAUGGCUUAUUUCAGUUGGCAUUAUCGUUUUCUCUGAACAGGAACCUAAUGCUAGAUGCUUCCAUUGCUAGGGGCAAAGAGAUAAAGGCUUAGAUAAGAGCAGAAACAUAGGAAGACAGUUCACACUAAACUGUGACAUUUGAAAGACUCACCAAUCCAUGUUGUCCUUUUUUCGAGCCAUGCUACCUAAUUCUCUAAUGCGGAGAAAAGCCAACACUUCCCCAAGUGACACAGAAUUCCCUUAGGCCGGCCUCUUGUUGUCCUGACUAACAUAAACAACAUUCCUGUAGUAGUUCCUCAGCAAUAAAAAUUUAUACCGAUUAUCUAUUUUUCGUAUUUUAAAACUCCCCUGGUUCUCAUAUAUUUUAGGCUGUUUUUAAGUCACUUGUUGUCGUGGUGAUCAACAUGGUGUCGAGGUGUCAAGGGAGAUAAUUAUUUUAUUUUCGAGCAUUUUGAUUUGUGAAUAUUGUAAAUAUUGUUUUUGUGUACAUAAUGAUGACAACCAUUUGCUAACCAUUUGUAAUGAUCUUUUUUUUCAGACGCCACACAGAUAAAGUCUUUAUUUUGUAACUAACACUACGAAGUAAAGUAAAUAAGAAAUCACAAAAGCUAACUCUCAGAAAAUCAAUUUCUCCUCAUGACAUUGUAAAUUAACAGAUUUUCAUAAAAUAUAGCAGAGGCUUCUAAUGGAAAAUGAGAGAAUAUUUUAUUUCAUUUAAUUUGUGGUGAUAUCUAUAACAAACGCUCAUUUCACACGUUUAAGGUAAUUAUUAGGAGGUCAGAGAGAAAUUCUACCUGAAGAAAAUUGUAAAACGGAUUGUUCUAUAAAUGUGUUUGUCUCUAGCAGUCCAAUGAAACUCAAUGUGUCAUUAACUUUUACUUUCUGCCGUUUGUUUAAUCAAAAAUUAUUACACGAUAUGUGAGCAUAAUAUUGUCGAGAAAUUUUAAUGUUAUUUGUUGAAUUCAACAUCUUUUAUUGCACAAAAGGAAUGAGAUUGGGCCACGCGAUACUUUCCUGUAACUGCGCCAGAUGUUUGAAGAAUAUUGUCAUAAGCUUGAGUCAGACAACGCAAAUCAGUUAGAGAGAAUCCCUCUAUCUCUUUCUCUCACUGUCUUUCUCUCACUCCUUAUAGUUGAUGGUGUACAACGAGUUUCUUCACAUAUGCCUAUUGCACUUCAUUGUUGCAAUCAUAAAUAACUUUUUACAACAGGCGAACCUCUUGUCACAACAGGGUGGCAUAGACAGAAGGCAGCGUUUCUUUUGUACUUUGAGCAAGAUGUAGAUUAAGCUGUUUGUAAAAACAAAUAAAAUAAAA